AUGGAAACGAAUCUUUAUUAUUGUACUCGUACUGGAUGUACGAUUUCAGAGAAAACUAUGGAAGAUGGUAAUAUAACCAAUACCAGAGACGAUAAAAUCGGUUCAGCGUCACUGACGAACUUUUACGUCGAUCGACCCGCAAAAUUGACUACAAACGGGCACGAUUUUGUGGGCGAGCCGUCCAGUCCCCCAGAGUCGUUCUACGACCCAAGGCGAGCCAGCGCUGACGCUUUACAAGAAGAUAAGUUCCGAAAACGCAUUAAUCCAUUACGAAUUCAUCUUGGAAAAAGACCGUUUGUUGACAGUGCUGUUCCUUAUAAUAGUGUGGUCAAAAAGAAAAAGCAUUUUGUGAAUAAGCCAAGUGAAGGUGGUGCAUCCAAACCUUUAGCCCCACGUCCACCUAAACUUUUAUCUAAACGCAAUGACCGUAAUCCAUUUCACAAUGUUACAUCACAAGGAGAUAGCUCGAUGGAAAAUGAACACGACAAACCAGUGCCACGUCUUGUACCUAAGAGCCAACUGUUGCAGUUCAAAAAGGGUAAGACUGAAAAAGGGGCCCAGUUGAAGGAAUAUGCCCAAAGUUUAGGGUUACAGCCUAUGGUGAAAUUCAAGUGUCGGAAAUGUUGUUCCAUGUCAUUCAAAACAUUAGCUAUGUUAAAAGAACAUCAGUUGAUAUGCCGUGCUCAGGCAAAAGAACCUGCAUUGAGUCCAGAGUCUGCUCCAAAUUCUGAUAAUAGUUCUGGUGGUCCUUCAAGAGUUACAAGAAAAGUUUAUUUAUGCUCAGCUUGUGGAACAUACUAUGAAAAUUGGAACCUAUUCCUUCAUAUGAGGGAAGUACACAAUAGACACAUUUGCUUAUUUUGUCUGGGUAUGUUUUCUAAAGCUGAGAAACUAUCAGCUCACUUAACAAACAAACAUAAUGUACAGGAAUUCAACUACAAUAACAAGGAAGAGUUUUUUAGUGUUUACAAUGGGACUUUGUAUUUAAUGUGCUGUGCGUGUGAUGAAAUUUGUAGUGAGCAGGAUGACUUCUUUAAUCAUGAUUGCAAUAAUGUGAAACCUAAACCUGUGCCUGUACUGGUUAGUAAAAAACCUAAUAAUGUAAAGUAUGUCAAAAAUGGCAAUGACACUUCUAAAACCUGUUCAACUAUACUCACUAAAGAGUUAUUAAGGCCCGUUAGUGAUAAAAUUGAAGCCAAUGAUGUAAAACCUGAGACAGUCGCAACCCAUAAGGCUAUGAUAGAAAAUAGUGACUGCGAGCCUGUAAAUAGUGAUACGAGUAUUAGUUCUGAUAGUUUAACUACAACUAGCAAAGCCACAACUAAUGUUAUAGACUCUGUGAUAGGAAAAGAUAGUUCAAAUAUAAAACCUGGGACACCUGAGCAUCGGACUGGCACAUUAGAGACUAAUAGGUCAUACUUGCCGAAUGGCAAUGACAGCAAAGAACAUUCAGAUGAAAAUGAUUCACCACUUCCAGAUGAAAUACAUUCACCAGUGUCACAUCUCCCUGCUAAUGGAGAGGAAAGAAUAACUCAAGCACCUGAGAGAGAAAAAGAGGGUGGCAUCAAAUUGAAAUUAAGUUUAAAUAAUGCAAAUUCUCCUGUAAUUAUUAAUUCUACUGUAGAUCCUACUGUUGGUCAACAAUAUGUUCAAAAGCCACCAUCACGUGUCAGAAGGCCACCAAAAAGAUAUGAAAAAGAUACUCUACGAGAGCUACAGACCCCCACAAGACUACCAUCUAUCAAAAUGACAAUUUGUGAUAAAGCUGACAGUCCUUUUGUGAAAACUACCAUAAUUGAAAAUAACAGAGAAACCACACUCAUGAAUAAUAGUAUAGAGUCAGCUCCAUCAUUAUCUAAUGAUACUGAGCCUAAAGUUGAAAGCACAAUAAAAACAACUAUCUAUGAUAAUAAUUUAGAGGAAAGUAAUACUUUGAACAGGGUUCCAAAGCUUACUGUUAGGGUCCCUAAGGAGUUCUUGGAUAAAGAUUCAUCAAGUGAAUAUUCCUCUGACAGUGAUGCUGGGGAGAAAUUAACUGUAGCUGACCAAAAUAUGGCAGAAGACCACCAAGAAAAAAUUAAAGAGCAAUCCCCAGAAAAUACAAUAAUGGAGGCGAAAUUGCCCAUAGAAGAUACUAAAGUAAAAGAAGAACCAGAACAACAGUUAGAUGAAAAAAUACAAAUCACUGAUGAAAAUAUUCAUCCAGAAAUAGAACCUAAGACUGAACCUAAAGAAGAUAUUUUAAAUGUAGAAGAGUCUUCUGCUACUGAUACCACACCUAUAAUAGAGUUAACAUUAAAUAGACCAUUAGAUAAAUAUCCACUCAAAGAUCUUUUGAAGGUCUUUUUAGCUUCAACAGUUAUCAAUUGUAUUUAUUGCAACCAUGCCCGUAAGAUUGCUGUGGAUUGUGAGCAACUGGCACUACAUAUGAUAGCAGAGCAUCGGUUUUCUGCCACCGUGGAUAGCAUCACAGCUGAAGAACUUAUGCCUCAAACAAUUGCAGCUAAAGUGAAAGCAAGGGUAGAGGAAGCUUGUGCAGUUUUUAUAAACCUUGACUCCUAUGAUAGUAUUGAUAAAUGUGACAAUGUGCAGUAUAACCAUAUAUUUGAAUGUUUUCAUUGUUUUUUUAAAACUGCUGUUCUUAAAGAUCUCUAUUUUCACAACCGCAAAAUGCACCAGAAAACUAUACUUCUUUGCAUUAUGUGUAAAUCUAAUUUUUAUACUUAUAGUGAGUUAAUAUGUCAUUUAUGUCCAGGAACCUAUGAUUCUGAGUAUGAAAAUAGGUUUAGAUGUUGCUUAUGUAAUGUAGAUACUAUAUCAUCAUCCUUUAGGUUAAUGGUACAUCUAAGGAAAAUUCACCACACUUGUGAUGUUUGUUUAGAAUUUUGCCAAAGUCAAGCUCGUUUGUCAAACCAUGUUUGGAAACAUAAACUGCACCACCUGUGCUACCGUUGUGGUAUCGCAUACAGAAAUAAACCUGAUAUCACAAAUCAUCUGUUCUGGAAGCAUGGGACGGAAAGUGUGUUGUGUAAAAAGUGCCUUCAGAAAAAGUGGCCGCAUGUCUAUCAUUUUUGUACGCCUCCAGCUAUAUUUGUUUGUGAGGAAUGUAGCUUACAAUUUACAAGAGCUGUAUAUCUCAAAGUACAUAAAAGAUUUCAUUCUGAAGAGUAUCCGCACGCAUGUACCGAAGAAAACUGUACUGAAAAAUUUGUUUCUAAAAAAUUGUUAGCAAAACAUAUGGAAGAACAUAAAAAGAAAUUACUUGGUGAAAACUUAAGUGAAGAGAAAUUGUCAAGUGAUAUACCUAUUGAAGUAACCAAGGAGCCUAUGCCAGUUGUUGAUUUAAUUGAUGAAAUACCUAAGGAGGAAUCAGGAUCUUCUGAGAUAAAAACAGAGGCUGCAACAGGGCAGGUUUCCAAGAAAGCUAAAAAGAAAAAAUUAAAAGACAAAGAUGCAUUAUUAUUAGAUGUAAAUUUGCCAGCAUUAAACCUUUCUGAAAGUGAUAGUAGUGAUGAAUCUGAUAGUGGCAUUCCACCAUCAAUAAAAGAAGAAGUAACAACAGAUAAAUUGGAUGAAGAAUCGCAAGAGGAAAAACCUGUUAUCACUGACACAAAAGACACUAUAAUCCCUGAUGCUGCACCACUGUCUAAAAUUGAACGAGAAUCAGAACCACCGGAAGAAGAAAAGCCUGACGAAAAACAAGUUUUAGAGAUAUGGGACAAUUUUAAAAAAUAUCAAGCUAAAGUUGAGAAACUAAAAGAAAAGACACCUCCCUUAGUUCCUAUUAGAAAACAUGUAUGUGAGUCUGAUCACGACUAUUGUUUGAUACCGAUGGAUAUGAAUGGCGAUGAAGACAUUUUUGAUUCAGAAAAGAAAAAAAUUAAAAAAUCGCCUAAGAAGAAGCACGGCGGCUUAUCGUCAUCUAGUAGUAGCAGUAGUGAUAGUGACUCGAGUUGUUCGUGCGGCUCCAACUGCAGUUGUUCUUCUAGCAGCGGAUCUUCGUCAUCCAGUUCAUCAGAUUCAGAUUCAUCAGACGAGUCAGGCAAUGAAAAGAAAAAGAAUAAACAAUUAAAGAAAUUACCAAACAGACGAAUCACGGAGAGUGACUUGGAAACCGAAGAGAGUGAAACAGAUGAGGAAUUUUAUGAUGAGAAUCCACAACGAAUUGCAAAUAAAUUGUAUGCUGAAAAGCGUAACCAACUUAUGCUUUUAGCUUCAGUAGCACCAUCUGACGGUGGCUCUAUGUCAGGAGAUGUUAGUCGUGCCACCACACCAAUCAAGGAGGAAACAAAACCGAAAGAAGAAGCGAGUGCAGGUAAUGAACAACACGGAAAUGAUACUAAAGAGAAAACUAGUAGUAGUAGUAAAAAGCGAAGUAAAAAGAAAAAGAGAUCAAAGAGUUCUAAGAAGCAUGCACCCAUUAAAAUUAACAUUUCCAAAGAUGUAAUCACUAAGCCAGAAGUGGAAGCUUCGCCGCCACUUUUUCCGAAUAAAAUUACAAUAUCAUUACAGUCCAACACAGUUCAAAUUCCGGAAGUGCCGAAGGCAUCGCUUGCGGUCCCUAGUAACACGUCCACGCCCAAGGCUGCACCCCUUGAAAAGAAACGCGCUUCAAAGCGAAGACGCGUCCCCAAUAAAUUUUAUGGUUACUCAAGUGAUGAAGAGUCGUCGCAAACGACCGCUGCUUUUAAACCCCAACUACCUCCGAAACUAGAGUGGAGAAAAGAAGAUUUACCUUCUCCUGUGACACACAAGACGAAGAAAGAAAUACCUUCCUCUGUUAUUCCACAAAGAACAUUCAAUUAUACAGAUACUAUUAGGUUAACUGCGCCCAUCCCAGAUCCAGAACCGCCGCGAAUCUUAAUGAACUCUGAGUCGAUGGAAUCAAGUGAUUCUGACACCAGUGAUGAGGGAGCUUUAGAGAUAUAUCAACCUAACAGCGUCCAGAACUCCAUACCUGUUCCGCCGCCGACUUACCUUAAUUCUGGUACAUCUAGUCUGCCGUACCAGUUCCAGAGGCCUGCUGUACGUGAGGCGCGUGAAGGGGAAAGUGUUUAUUGCUACUGCCGAUGUCCUUAUGACGAGGUGUCAGAAAUGAUAGCAUGCGAUGCCGAGGGAUGUCCAAUCGAGUGGUUUCACUUUGAGUGCGUUGGUAUCAUGGUUCCGCCUAAAGGCAAAUGGUACUGUCCUGAGUGUAGGAAAAAUCAAAGUAUUGCAGGUUUCAGAUAA
This is a messenger RNA of Parnassius apollo (apollo), 5229 nucleotides long. Lineage: Eukaryota; Metazoa; Arthropoda; Insecta; Lepidoptera; Papilionidae. The record is from the annotation of a GenBank genome assembly.